Indicator indicator is the source of this 12499-nucleotide messenger RNA. It is a transcript of the gene VPS13B, whose product is annotated as vacuolar protein sorting 13 homolog B. Bases 1 to 12087 code for a protein of 4028 amino acids. The record is from RefSeq and is a predicted model, not a curated record. The transcript has 61 exons. NCBI's taxonomy places the organism in Eukaryota, Metazoa, Chordata, Aves, Piciformes, Indicatoridae.
AUGCUGGAGUCCUAUGUAACUCCUAUUUUGAUGAGUUAUGUGAAUCGCUACAUAAAGAACUUGAAGCCUUCAGAUCUACAGUUGUCACUCUGGGGAGGAGAUGUUGUGCUUAGUAAACUUGAGUUAAAGCUGGAUGUGCUUGAACAGGAGCUGAAGCUUCCAUUUACUUUUUUAAGUGGGCAUAUUCAUGAACUUCGAAUUCAUGUGCCAUGGACAAAGCUCGGAUCAGAACCAGUUGUCAUCACUAUCAAUACGAUGGAAUGCAUCUUGAAAUUAAAGGAUGGAGCUCAGGAAGACCACGAAAGCUGUGGUUCCAGCUCAACAAACCGCAGCACCACUGAAAGCAUGAAGGCAGCAGUGAAACCACGGCGGGUCCAGCACUCUGCUUCCCCUGACCCUGAUUUACCUCCAGGCUAUGUUCAGAGUUUGAUUAGGAGAGUUGUGAACAAUGUCAACAUCGUGAUCAACAACCUCAUCCUGAAAUAUGUGGAGGAUGACAUCGUCCUCUCAGUCAACAUCACUUCUGCAGAGUGCUACACAGUGAAUGAGUUCUGGGACCGAGCAUUCAUGGACAUCUCUGCCACCGAUCUGGUCCUGAGAAAGAUGAUCAACUUCUCUGACUGCACAGUCUGUCUUGAUAAGAGAAAUGCUAGUGGUAAAAUUGAAUUCUACCAGGAGCCUCUGCUCUAUAAGUGUUCCUUCAGGACUCGUCUGCAUUUUACUUACGAUAACCUCAACUCCAAAAUGCCAUCUAUUAUUAAAAUCCACACCUUAGUUGAAAGUUUGAAACUCUCCAUCUCUGAUCAGCAGCUUCCUAUGUUCAUCCGAAUAAUGCAGCUUGGGAUCGCUCUUUAUUAUGGAGAAAUAGGCAGCUUCAAAGAGGAGGAAAGUGAAGAUGUGGCUUCCCACACUAAAGAUACAUUGGGGAAUGUCACAGGUGCAGAAGAUGAAACAACCUCAGUGCUGCAAUAUCCUACACAGUACAUCAGUCAAGAUCCUUAUUUGCAUCAAGAUGAUGACCAGCACCAAGGAUGGGUUUCUUGGGCUUGGUCUUUUGUUCCUGCUAUUGUGAGUUAUGAUGAGGAGGACAAUGACUCUAGUGGAAUUGAUGAUGGGAUGAUGCUGCAUCAGCAGAAAUCUCAGUCCCUCAAGGAUCCUGUUAUCUCAGUUGGGUUUUAUUGUACAAAGGCAACAGUGACUUUUAAGCUCACUGAAAUGCAAACUGAAAGUAGUUAUUACAGCCCUCAGAAAGUCAAAUCCAAAGAAGUUUUAUGUUGGGAACAAGAAGGAACCACAGUUGAGGUCCUCAUGAAAGGUGAACUUUUCUUUGAUUGCCAAAUAGGUUUUGUUGGUUGCCAAGCUAUGUGCCUUAAAGGAAUUAUGGGGAUUAAGGAUUUUGAAGACAAUAUGAAUAGGACUGAUGAGGAGGCCUACUUCUUUAACUGUGGAGAAAAUCUGAGUGCUAAAGGGAUGACCUACCUCACCAAUUCCCUGUUCGAUUACAGGAGUCCAGAAAACAACGGUAUUCGUGCAGAGUUUAUACUGGAUGCAGCUCAUCAUAAGGAGACGUACACAGAGAUAGCUGGAAUGCAGAGGUUUGGGGCUUUCUACAUGGAUUACCUGUACACAAUGGAAAGCACCAGUGGCAAAGUUUCUGGGAAUCAGCAAGACCUUGCUUCAGCAAAGAGUGAAGAUUUCAGCAGUGUUCAGGAGAUGUCUACAAAAAGCCUCAUCGUGGGCCCACUGAACCUUCGGCUGGAGAGCAGCGCAGUGCACCGCCUCAUGAAAAUGGUGGUGUGUGCUCUGGAGCACGAGUAUGAGCCAUACAGCAGAGCCAAGCCAGAUAUUAGUGAUGGAAGCAGAACGAUGCCAAGCUCAGAAGAAGUAGCAGCAUUGGAGGAGUACAUUCCCACUCGACUCACAACAUUCACUGUCCUGAAGUGUACAAUUGUAAUCCCAGUGGCAGAAUUUAAUUUGCUGGACCACUUGAUGCCCAUCAUCAUGGGUGAGAAGAACUUCAGUGGGCUGCUAAAUGCUGCAAGCUUCCAGCCCCUGCGGCCUCUACCUUCCAUCCGAAUUUUGGUGGAUAAGGUUAACCUGGAGCACUCGGUGCCCAUGUAUGCAGAGCAGCUGGUGCAUGUGGUCAGCAGUCUCAGCCACCCUUCUGACAACCUGCUGCAUUACUGCUACUCACACUGCUAUCUGAAGAUAUUUGGUUUUCAAGCAGCACUGACUUCUUUGGACAGCAAGGGGCUGUACUGCUUCCCAGUUCCAGUCAUCCCCUCCUUCAGUACUGCUGUUUAUGGCAAGCUGAUCAAGUUUCCCAAAUAUUGGGCCAAGCGAGCUCACGUCCCCCUGACCGAAUGCAUAUUUGAGCUGCCUCAUUUGGCAGUCCAAGCAACCAGAGCUCAAACCCUUCUGCUUCAAACCAUUUAUCAGAGCUGGUGUCAUCCUGCUGGAAGUUUCAGUUCUGUGGUGGUGAAUGAAGCUCUACUGCAUGAGGUCUUCCAAACUUCAGGUGUGAAAUCUAAGAAUCCCCUGCCAACUCUGGAGGGUUCAAUCCAGAACGUUGAAUUGAAGUACUGCGGCACAUCGUUGGUCAAAUGCGCCUCUGGGACCGUGGGAUCCAUAAAAAUUUGUGCCAAAGCCCCAGGUGAUGGUGGAAAAGAGAAGCUGAUUCCUUUAAUUCAAGGCCCAUCUGACACCAGAGACUUACACAGCAGUAAGUGGCUCAAUGAGAGUAGAAAGCCAGAAUCCCUCCUAGCUCCAGAUUUGGUGGCCUUUACAAUCCAGAUUCCACAGUACACAGACUACUGCCCUAACUCUGGUGCAGUGCUCUUGUCCAGUGUGCAAGGAUUAGCAAUCAAUGUUGAUCCAGUCCUCUAUACUUGGCUCACCUACCAACCUCAGAAACGAGGUAGCAGGCACAUUCAGCAGCAGCCUGCAGGAGGUGUUGCCCUCGGCGUGUCAGUAACUCGGAAAAAGGAAGAUGAAGCAUCGGUUGGCAGCGGCCCUUUGGCAAGGCAGCAAUCAAACCAAGCCUCUGAGUAUGCCAGCAGCCCUGUCAAAACAAAAACAGUAACAGAAUCUCGUCCCCUGUCACUUCCUGUGAAAACCAUGCUGAACUCAUCUGAAAGCUGCAAAAGUCCUGAAGAAAGAAUGAAGGAAUUUAUUGGAGUAGUGUGGAAUGCAGUCAAGCGCCUUACACUUCAGCUGGAAGUGCAGUCUUGCUGUGUGUUCCUCCCCAACGACAGCCUGCCGUCCCCAAGCACCAUCGUGUCGGGUGACAUUCCUGGCACUGUGAGGAGCUGGUACCAUGGGCAGGCCAGCAUGCCUGGGACACUUGUUGUCUGCUUGCCACAGAUAAAGAUUAUGAGUGCUGGACACAAACACAUGGAACCACUGCAGGAAAUCCCCUUUGUGGUGCUGAGAGCCAUCCUGGAAGAAGGUGAUGCUUUUCCAUGGACUAUCAGUCUGCAUCAUUUCAGUGUAUAUACUCUCCUUGGACAGCAGAUGACACUGAAUUUAGUGGAGCCAAUGGGCUGCACAUCUACUUUAGCUGUUACUUCACAGAAACUGCUUGCUUCGGGGCCAGAAUCCAGACACUCAUUCGUUGUCUGCCUCCACGUUGACCUUGAGUCCCUGGAAAUAAAGUGCUCCAACCCCCAGGUGCAGCUUCUGUAUGAAUUGGCUGAGAUCACAAGUAAAGUUUGGAAUAAAACCCAGAGGAAAGGAGUUCUCCAUCAAUCUUCUGUCUACACUGAGCCUGUGACAGGACCUGCUCCUCCUAGCUCCCCAGUUAAAAGCAGCAUUGGUACUGCUCCACCAGACACCAGCACGUACAGCCCAUCCGCUGACAUCGGCACCACUACGGAGGGUGAUUCUCUUCAGGGAGGUGAUGAUUCCCCAUUCUCAGACUCUAUUACGCUGGAACAAACAACCAGUAACAUUGGAGUCUCCAGUGGACGUGUCAGCCUAUGGAUGCAGUGGAUGUUGCCAAAGAUCACCAUCAAGUUCUUUGCUCCUGAUCCUAGAAAUAAUGGCACAGAAGUUUGUGUUGUCAGUGAACUCGAAGAUCUCAGUGCCUCAGUGGAUAUGCAGGAUGUCUAUACCAAAAUCAAAUGCAAAAUUGAAAGCUUCAAUAUUGACCAUUACAGAAACAGCCUUGGAGGAGACUGCUGGUCUCUGGGGCAGUGUGGAGGUGUCUUCCUUUCCUGCACUGACAAGCUGAACAGACGCACCUUGCUGGUUCGACCCGUCAGCAAGCAGGACCCUUUCAGUAACUUCUCAGGCUUCUUUCCCUCGACAACUGCAAAACUUCUGGAUGGCUCACACCAACAACAUGGGUUCCUUUCUCUCACUUACACCAAAGCGGUGACAAAGAACGUCCGGCACAAGCUGAUCUCAAGGAAUGAACGAAGGACAUUCCAUAAGCUGUCCGAAGGUCACACUGAUGGUUCUCCUCAUUUUCUUCAUGAGAUCCUUCUCUCUGCUCAGGCUUUUGAUGUUGUCCUCUGUUUUCCCCUGCUCAAUGCAAUAGCAAGCAUUUUUCAAGCCAGGCUGCCGAGGAGUCCAAAGGAGAAAAGAAAGUCACCAGGCCAGCCCAUGAGGACUCAUGCUCUAACUUCCCGCAACUUGCCUCUGAUUUAUGUCAACACUGGUGUCAUAAGAGUCUUCUUCCCCAAAAAUGAGGAAGGUCAUCACCCUGCAGAGGCUAAUCCAGCAAUUAAAGAAGACACUUUGGUUCUCAAGAUUGGAUCUGUCUCCAUGGCUCCUCAGGCUGACAACCCUCUCAGCAGAGCUGUGCUCAGAAAAGACAUUUAUCAGAAAGCGCUGAAUCUAGGCAUACUUCGAGACCCUGGAUCAGAGGUUGAAGACAGACAAUACCAAAUAGAUCUUCAGUCUAUAAACAUUGGUACUGCUCAUUGGAAUCAGCUGAAACCAGAGAAGGAAAAUGGAAAAGGAGGGGUUUUGACAGAGAGUGAGAGGAAUUCCCAAAAUCCAGCACUUGAAUGGAACAUGGCCAGUAGCAUAAGGCGCCCUCAGGAGAGGAGAGCCAUUUUAACUCCCAUUCUAACAGAUUUCACCAUUCGAAUCACUGCAGCUCCUGCCAUUAUUUUUACCAAAAUUGAUGCUGCAGAGAACUUACACCCUGAGGAAAUUUUGGUGUGUGGUCACUCUUUGGAGGUGAAUGUCACAACAAACCUGGAUUUCUUCCUUAAUGUGGCUCAAGUACAGCUGCUUCAGCAGCUAGUACAAGCCAAUAUGGUUGGACUGGAACCUUCUAGUAGCACUGCUGAGGUUUCCAAACAGGAGCAGAGAAAAAUGGAUGUAUCUGAUGGAGGAACAGUCGAGACUUCUUCCCGUUACAGUGGGGCACAGGACAGUGGGAUUGGCAGUGACAGUGUUAAGAUCAGGAUCGUUCAGAUCGAGCAGCACAGCGGCACCAGCCAGCACCGCAUCGCCCGCCCCUCCCGCCACUCCUCCAUCGUGAAGAACCUCAAUUUCAUCCCCUUUGACAUCUUUGUUACAGCCAGCCGGAUCUCCUUGAUGACUUACUCGUGCAUUGCCUUACAGAAACCAAAGUCUGCACAGGAGCAGAAAGAAGGUGAGAGAAUAAGCAAAAGCUCCUUAGACCUUCCCGAAGCAGGCUCGAGCAGCAGCCAUGAUACCAAGAAGGCCAGUCAUCCGUGCAUUUCCUCCGUCACAGCAGAUGAUCUUUUGAGCAGUAAUGUUCCCUUGUCUACUGGGAGAAAGCCAGGUCUUCUGUCCCUGGAAAGCCUGCAUGCUUCCACCAGAUCAUCCGCUCGACAAGCCCUGGGGAUAACCAUCGUUCGGCAGCCUGGUCGCAGAGGAACCGGGGACAUAGAGCUUCAGCCUUUCCUCUACCUCAUUGUAUCACAGCCCUCUGUGCUCCUCAGCUGCCACCACAGAAAGCAGAAGGUAGAAAUAUCAGUGUUUGAUGCCGGCCUGAAAGGAGUGGCCUCAGACUACAAGUGUACAGAUCCUGGGAAGACUUUACCAGAAGCUCUGGAUUAUUGCACAGUUUGGUUGCAGACAGUAGCCGGAGAAGUAGAUGCUAAAAGUGGCAUUCCACCUCCUCUUAUCACUGUGCAAAUUAAGGACUUCCUUAAUGGACCAGCUGACAUAAAUGUGGACAUGUCGAAACCUUUGAAAGCAAAUCUCAGCUUUGUCAAACUUGAUCAAAUAAACCACUUUUUGAAGAAAAUCAUAACCAGAAAUGAUGUUGAGCCCAGGAAGGAGGCUGUUCCAUCUGGUGGUGUUAUUCCAGAGGAGGAUAUCUCUUCGUUGCCCAAACACUCCAGUGCCAUGGAUUUGCUCCCUGUAGCACACACCAGUGCUGCACAAAAGGCUUCAGUUCAGGAAAGCUUGUGGCAAGCCCUUUCCUGCUUCCAGAAGAUUUCCAUUCACACUGUGCAGAUGGUUGUUUCGAUGGAAACCAUCCCACAUCCCAGUAAACCUUCUUUGUUAGUCUCUUUAUCAAACCUCAGUGGGAGCCUGAAUAUUAAAGGUGGACAUAAAACUGCAGGUAAGAGAAUCCAUGGAUCAUCUUUUGUCCUUGACAUAAAAGAUUUCCUGCUUAAAACAAGUCUCAAAGAAAGAGCCAGAUCCCUGAUGGGCCCUUUUUGCUGCUCUCUUAACGUGGAAGCCAAGUGGUGUAAGCACAGUGGUGACCCUGGCCCAGAGCAAUCUGUUCCAAAAAUAUACAUCGACUUGAGAGGAGGGCUGCUGCAGAUUUUCUGUGGUCAAGAGCAUUUGAACUGUUUAGUUCUUCUCCGAGAGCUUCUGUGGCAGUAUCUGACUGAAAAGGGCCAUGCAGAGACUGUGACAUCUGAACAUACACGACACCCUUGGUUCUCUAUGGAAAGGAACCAGGCCUCCAGAACUGAGCACACCUCUGAUGAUCUGAGAACAGGCCUGUUCCAGUAUAUACAAGAUGCAGAAGCACAAAAGCUGCCUGGUGCCUAUGAAGUUGUCUUUUACAAUGAAACUGAGGACAGUCCAGGAAUGAUGAUGUGGAGGUAUUCAGAACCCAGAGUGCUCACUCUUGUAAGGAUUAAUCCUGUUCCUUUUAAUACCACGGAAGACCCAGAUAUUAGCACCGUUGACCUUGGAGAUGUUCUUCAGAUUCCAUGCAGCCUGGAGUACUGGGACGAGCUUCAGAAAUCAUUUGUUGCAUUCCGGGAAUUCAGUCUGUCAGAAAGCAAAGUCUGUGAGCUGCAGCUGCCCAGUAUCAGCCUUGUGAAUGAUCAGAAGGAGCUCAUAGCCUCUGAUCUGUGGAGAAUUGUUCUGAACAGCAGUCAGAACAUGGCCGAUGACCAAAGCUCAGAAAGCGAAUCUGGCUCACAAAGCACCUGUGACCAGCUUGUGACCCCUACAGCAUUAGCAGCCUGUACCAGGGUUGACUCCUGCUUUACUCCUUGGUUUGUGCCAUCACUGAGUGUGUCGAUCCAAUGUACUUAUCUGGAAGUCCACCUCUGCCACCAUCUUGAUCAGCUGGGCACAGCACCAGCAGAAUUUCUCCAGCCCUUUGUAUCUGACCAGAACACACCAGCUGAGCUGGAGUACAUGGUGAUUGCCUUGGAGGAGCCUCACGUGUACCUGCGUCAGUGGAGUGAUGAGUCCAUGUGCCAGGAGGUCCAGUUUGCAACUCAAGCCAGCUGCAAGCUGCUGGAGUGCCGAAACGUCACCAUGCAGAGCGUUGUGAAACCCUUCAAGGUCUGGGGGCAGAUUGCUGUUUCCAGCAGCACAGCAGGGAGGCUGCUGGACUGCACCGUCAUGGUGGACCCCAUUUUCAUCAGCUUUGGCCAGUAUGCCCUGCAUUCUCUCAAUACAGCAAUGCAGGCUUGGCAGCAGAACCAAUGCCCCAAGGCAGAGGAGUUGGUCUUCAGCCAUUUUGUGAUCUGUAAUGACACACAAGAGACGCUGAGGUUUGGCCAGGUGGAUACUGAUGAAAAUAUUUUGCUGGCCAGUCUCCACAGUCACCAGUACAGCUGGCGCUCUCACAAGUCCCCGCAGCUGUUGCACAUCUGUAUUGAGGGCUGGGGAAACUGGCGGUGGUCAGAGCCUUUCAGUGUGGACAACACAGGGACCUUCCUUCGAACCAUCCAGUACAAGGGCCGGACAGCAUCACUUAUUAUCAAGGUUCAGCAGCUCAGUGGAGUGCAAAAGCAAAUCCUAAUCUGUGGAAGACAGACAGUCUGCAGUUACCUUUCUGAAAGUAUUGAACUGAAAGUGGUCCAGCAUUACAUUAGUCAAGAUGGACAGGCCAUUGUUAAAGAACACAUCAACUGCCUUGCAGCCAAGCAGAAGCUACCUUCUUAUGUGCUAGAAAACAAUGAGCUCACCGAGCUGAGUGUGAAAGCUACAGGAGAUGAAGACUGGUCCCAAGAUGUGUGUCUGAGUUCUAAACACACAGAACACAGCUCUGUCAUUCAGGUUCCAUCUUCCAGGAGCUCAAUUACAUAUGUGUGGUGCACAAUUUUGACUUUAGAGCCCAACUCCCGUGUGCAGCAACGAUUAAUUGUUUUCAGCCCUCUUUUCAUUGUAAGGAGCCAUCUUCCAGACCCAAUUAUCAUCCAUUUAGAAAAAAGAAGUCUGGGAUUGACUGAAACUCAAGUGAUUCCAGGGAAAGGACAGGAGAAAGCCCUCCAAAAUAUAGAGCCUGAUCUAACCCACCACCUGACAUUUCAAGCCAGGGAGGAAUAUGAUCCAUCAGAAUGUGCAGUCCCUAUCUCGACGGCCCUGAUCAAACAGAUAGCAACUAAAUCCCAUCAGGAUGGGAAUGUCAGCCAAAUACUCUCUGAGUUCUAUGGCACCACUACUCCUCCCCAGCCUGCAUGGCCAUACAACAGGAAGGAUUCAGACAGCAGUAAACAACUCUCCCAGUGGGAUAGCCCAAUGCAGGUAAAGCUGUCGGUGUGGAAACCCUGUGUUAAAACUCUGCUGAUAGACCUCCUGCCCUGGGCUUUGCUUAUCAAUCAGUCCAAGUGGGACCUCUGGCUGUUUGAAGGAGAGAAGAUCGUUCUUCAAGUACCCGCUGGAAAAGUAAUGAUACCUCCCAACUUCGAGGAAGCUUUUCAGAUUGGAAUAUACUGGGCAAACACCAACACUGUGCAUAAAUCAGUGGCAAUUAAACUGGUUCAUAACAUGACCUCCCCGAAGUGGAAGGAUGCUGAUAAUGGGGAAGUAGUGACCUUGGAUGAAGAAGGUUUCAUUGAAGCUGAAAUAAAACUUGGUGCUUUUCCAGGUCAUCAAAAGUUGUGUCAGUUCUGCAUUUCUUCAAUGGUUCGACAAGGUAUCCAAAUUCUACAGAUAGAAGAUAAGACAACCAUCAUCAAUGACACUUCAUAUCACAUCUACUACAGACCACAGCUUUGUAUUUCCAAACCCCACUCAGGAGAAGAGGACUUCCACUUACCAGACAGUGCAGUGUUCAGCAUCAGUCCUAGUGAGGCACUGAGCACUGUGCCCUGCUGGGACCUGCUGUCAGACCCCAGCCCCUUCCCCUCGGGGGUGCCUCACACUGAGAAGCACAUCCUGCUGAGCUUUGGUCCGGGCAGCUGCGCCAGCAGCCCUGAGCUCUGGAGCCUCCCAGCUGUCAUCAAACAGGAGUUUGCUAGGCAGAGUGUGGCUGUGCCCACAGGGCUGUGUGCUGAAAGUGGAUUCUGUACCAGAGCUAUAGCACUGACUUACCAGGAGUAUCUUGGUGUGACUUACCUCACACUCACAGAAGAUCCCAGCCCUCGUAUCAUUAUCCACAACAGGUGCUCUGUUCCCUUGCUCUUAAAGGAGAACCUCAAAGAUACACCGAAGUUUGAGGUUUAUUGUAGAAAGAUUCCAGCUGAAUGUUCAAUUCAUCAUGAGCUUUACCACCAAGUCUGCAGCUACCCAGACUGCAAAACAAGAGAUUUGUUGCCCAGCAUUCUUCUGAAAGUGAUGUCAUCCAGUGAGGCAGAAAAUGAGUGGAGUGACUUUGUGGACAUCAACAACCAAGGAACACAAAUUGUGUUCUUAACUGGCUUUGGCUAUGUUUACGUGGACAUCACCCAUCAGUGUGGAACCACAGUCAUAACCUUGGCCCCAGAAGGAAGAGUGGGACCUAUCGAGAUCAACCUCAACAGAAGUCAAGAGCAGACCCUGUCACUGAAAAUGUUCAUCAGCCAGUUAAGCCUUGCUGCCUUUGAUGACAUUACCAACCACAAAGUCUCAUGUGAGCUCCUGCGCCUCACAGCAGACAACAUUUUCCUGCACAUGGCCCCAGCCACCAGCCACCCGAGACCCCUGUCGCAGGAGUUCCAGAGGGAGGCCCUGGAAGGCCUCCCACAGUUUCAUAGUCUCCAAGUGUAUUGUGAAGACCUGCAACUGGACAAUCAGCUGUACAGUAAAUCCAACUUCCAUUUUGCAGUCCUGCUCUGCCAAGGAGAGAAAAAUGAGAGCGUGCAGUGGUCCAGAGUGAACAACAUCAUUAUUUGUAACAAAGAUCUGGAGAGAUACAAGGAAAACUGCUUUAUAAAACUCUACAUUGCUUUUUCUGAGGAAAAGAACUUUGUGUUUCAUAUGAAUGACCUCAGCUUUGAGCUCAAACCAGCUAGACUGUAUGUGGAGGACACCUUUGUUUACUACAUUAAGACUUUGUUUGAUACGUAUCUUCCAGAGAACAAAACCUCUUGUAAAGCCCUGAAAGCAUCAGACACUACCCUGAUACUGCCUGAACAAGUGAGAGAGCAUGCAAGAGCUUUAGUUAAGCCAGUGAAACUACGAAAACUAACAAUACAACCUGUUCAUCUCCUUGUCAGUAUUCAUGCCUCCCUGAAACUCUACAUAGCCUCAGACCACACUCCUCUCUCCUUCUCUGUCUUUGAGCGAGGACCCAUCUUCACCACUGCCAGGCAGCUCGUCCAUGCCCUGGCCAUGCAUUACGCUGCUGGAGCACUCUUCAGAGCAGGCUGGGUCGUGGGAUCACUGGAAAUCCUUGGGAGCCCGGCAAGUUUGGUGAGAAGCAUAGGAAAUGGCAUUGCAGAUUUCUUUAGGCUGCCCUAUGAAGGGCUGACCAGGGGCCCAGGAGCAUUCAUCAGUGGAGUUUCCAGAGGAACAACAUCAUUUGUAAAGCAUAUUUCCAAAGGUACACUGACGUCGAUUACCAACCUGGCAACAAGUCUUGCCCGGAACAUGGAUAGGCUGUCCCUGGAUGAGGAGCACUACAACAGGCAAGAGGAGUGGAGACGGCAGCUGCCAGAGAGCCUGGGAGAAGGACUGAGGCAGGGCCUGUCUCGGUUAGGCAUUAGCCUUCUAGGAGCAAUUGCUGGGAUUGUGGACCAGCCGAUGCAGAACUUCCAACGCGUAUCCGAGGCCCAAGCUUCAGCUGGGCACAAGGCCAGAGGAGUCAUCUCUGGGGUGGGCAAAGGACUCAUGGGGGUCUUCACAAAGCCCAUUGGAGGGGCAGCUGAGCUCGUCUCCCAGACAGGUUAUGGUAUUCUGCACGGAGCUGGACUGUCUCAGCUUCCCCAGCAGCGCUCUCAGCCCAGCGAUCAGCUCGUGGAGCAGGCUCCAAACAGCCAUGUCAAAUAUGUCUGGAAAAUGCUGCAGUCUCUGGGAAGGCCAGAGGUCCACAUGGCCUUAGAUGUCAUGAUUGUGAGCGGGUCAGGCCAGCAGCAUGAAGGCUGCUUGCUGCUCACCUCAGAGGUGCUCUUUGUGGUCAGCAUCAGUGAAGACACACAGCAGCAGGCAUUCCCUGUGACUGAGAUCGAGUGUCUGGAAGAUGAGCAGCAAGAAGACCUGCUGAAGGUGCAGCUAAAGCAGCAGAGAGUGCCUUCUGAUGUGGAGGCAGAUGGAGCUCGAGAGAGGCUGUCAGAGCAACAGUACAACCGUUUGGUGGAGUACAUCACAAAGACAUCUUCUCACCUGGCUGCCGGCACCGCCACCCUGCCGGCACCGCAGCCUGCAGAGCACCUGCCAGCUGUCACCAAAACAUACCAGUAUGUGGUUGAGCCAAACUUCUCCCACAUAUUCAUCAGUAAAUUCACCAUGGUCAAAAACAAAGCCUUGAGGAAAGGAUUUCACUGAUGUUUGUGGUGAGUACAGCAGCACCUUGUGUCUCUGCAGUACCUACAGUACAUUGGCAUUUUGGAGGAGGCAGAUGAAACAAAGUAAAGCCCAACAGCUUUUCUGAUCCUGACAGCAUUCCUGCUCCCUAGCCAAAAUACUAGUGCUGCAGGAAGAGUGUUCCAGCAAAUGAAUCAUGUCAAAGGGAACAGCCUUGGACUAGAGCUCUGUCAAAAUCCCUUUGAAUAACCCCAGAUCUGAGCCUAAGGAAGGGCUGCGUGCACACCCUCCUGCCACACACAGCCGAUGUGUACCAGUCCCUGCUGUGCCAGAUCUAGAGCCUGCCAGGCUCUGUUAGAAACCAGGUUUGUAACUCAGCUGUAAAGACUUGCUGAAGGCUGAGCCUUCCCUCCCCAGUACUCCUCUCACCAAC